Molecule: messenger RNA, 2905 nt
Organism: Prorocentrum cordatum
Lineage: Eukaryota; Dinophyceae; Prorocentrales; Prorocentraceae
Source: the annotation of a GenBank genome assembly
CGCCCCCGACGCUCCUAGCUCCUGCGCCCCUGGCCUGGUGGCUCAAGCCAUUUUGGCUCAAGAGCCAACCUUGAGCCAAGACCGCAGGUCUCGAAAAACCCGGUCUUAAGUAACAUUUCCGUCGACGAGACCACGAGCCUUACGCCCCUUCGCGGCGGUACAUGGCAUGCCUGGGCGGCGACGCCAUCGCGGACAUCAUCCGUGUGUCGGUGGCCGCGGCGGUGCAGGGCACGCUGCAGGCGCAGCCGGGGCUGCGGCCGCUGCAGCAGGGGCAGCAGCUGCCGCCCCAGCAGCAGCUGCCCGAAUGGGCCGCGCCGAAGCCCGUGCUGCGGCUGCGCCCGAGCCGCGCGCCGCUCGCGAUCGAGCUGGAGGAGGUGCCGGAGCCCACGUUGCUGCUGCGCCCGAGCCGCGCGCCGACCGCGAUGGGGCUGGGCUCGCCGCAGCGGGAGCCUCCGCCGCAGCGGGAGCUUCUGCCGAUGCCGGUCAAGCCGAGGCCAGCGGUGGUGGACACACCGCCCCGAGGGGACGCCCCCCCUGGGCGCUGGACGCCGCCACGGAGCAGGAACCCGAGCUGGAGGCGCUCAGCAGCGGCGGCGGACGGGCAGGCGGCGCCCGACCUGGAGGUGGCACUCCAGGAGCCCGUGAAGCGGCUGCAGCGAUGGCAGCGCCUGGAGGCGGCGCCCGCAGCGGUGCCUGCACCGCCAGGGCGCCUUGUCCGCACUCCGCCGCGCCGCCCGCAUCGCAGGCGUUCGCCUGCGCCGACGCCGCCGAAACCAGAGCCUUCGAGCCCGAGCCCGCUUCGGGAGGUGAGGCGGCGGCGCGCGGCGCGGCUGGGGCUGGCCCCGCGGCGGGCCCCAUGAGGGCGUCUCCGUUCGGCUCCGAGGCGGCGGUGGCGGGGCCGGGUCACGCUCUCAGAGAUGCAGUGGAGGAGGGGGAGCAGGAGUACCAGACCGAUCAGGCGGCACGCCACUUCGAGGACGCUGCCGGCGAGAUUUUCGCCGCGCACACUUUCGACGACAAGGAGUGCCAGACGGACCUGAAGAUGCGCCACUUCGGCGUCACCCACGCCAUGGACGACGAGGACGCCUUGGACUACGAGACCGACUUCUUCCCCACCCUGAUUGUCCACGGCGAGCCCGAACAGACGCCGGAGAAGGACGGGCUCAUCAUGAAGGACGCGUGGCAGGGCAUUCAGGCAGUCGAGCCGGACGGCGACUGCAUCAGGAGCGACGCCGAGUGCUGCCACUUCCGGGACACGGACCAGGACAGGCGGCUCUCUGCCACCAUCCCCGUUUCCAGCUCCUCCCCUAGGGAGGAGCAGCCCAUGUCGCAGGCUCCCGAGCGGACGAGCUCACAUCCUUCGCAGCGGCUGGCGGCGAUGGAUAGCUCGGGAGCGGGCAAGACCAGCCAUCGGGGCGGCGGCGAUGCCGGUGGGUCUUGCCGCGGGUCCGACAACCUGGCUAUCGAUGAGGAGCCGCUGGAUGACCGGACAUUCGCCGUCGAGCACGCCGAGCCGCAGGGCGACCAGACGGAGUACGCUGCGACGGCGCCCAUGCCCAUGGCGAACAUCAGCGAGCUCAAGACCCACUACGACGACGCGACGGCGGCGGGGGGCGUUACGACGCCGUCCGGCGGGAUCAUCACUGGCAUCAACAAGGACGACGACGGCAGGACGGCGGAUGAGUGUGAGGACACGCGGUGCGAGGAAAGUUCUGACGAGGAGUCAUUGGCUUCCCUGGUCGUGCGGAUUCCGAUGAGUGGCCACACGGACUCCGGAGAGGAGAGGGACGACGAGGACGACGACGGGGGCGGCGACUACCUGAAGAAGGAGGGCAGCCGCGCUGCCUGCAGCCCCCCCCGGGAGGAUACUCCGAGUGCGGGCCCGGGGGGGAAGGGGCCGGCAGCUACUUCGACACCCGAUGCCCAGACGCGCCCAGGAGGGGGUGCAAGUGGGGGACGUGCGUUGUCCCUUCCCGGACUUGCCCCCCCCGCCGCAGGAUGCGAGAAUGCGCCUGCCAAGGACCCGCAGCGCGUGGAGACCAACGACGACGGCGAAAGGAGGAAGGAGAGCGUUACGACGCCGCCCACGGCUGCCGCGGGCGCCCGCAGCCUCGAGUACAUCCUGGUGUUGGCUGAGGUGCGGUGCUGGCACGAGGAGGGCGGGAUGGCGCUUCCCGACAUCCACGCGCGCCUGAUGAGGGAGGCUGCCCAGCAUCAAGCGCAGGGCGCAGCGCAGCGCGACCAUGCUCUUGUUCGACGAGGCGUGGCCUGCGCCAUGGCAGCGCAGGCCAUGAGCGAACGCGGCCUCGCAUAGUGCGAGGCAGGUCCCCCCUGGGGACGCGGAGGGGUGCUGUUCUGGGCGGGUGGGCGCUGGCUGCUUCGCUGGGCCCGGUGGCGGUUCGCUCCGAGCGGAGGCUCGGACCGCCCGUCGUCGCUACCUCGGCGUGCGUGGCCGCCCGCUGGCUUCAUCAUCUACCAUAACCACAUGUUCAUCCUGAUCUUCGUCGGGUUUCGUGAGCCGCGUCCGGGGUCUUAUUAGGACGCCUGCUUUCUCAGCACAGGAGUCGGCCAAUUCCUGUGGUCGUUUAGUCGUUUAGUCGCUGGUCCCUCCUGCUUCCCCCUCUCCGUUCUGGGCUCCUCGUCCGCGCAUCGCUGACCCCGUGCUCCGCUCCGCGUAGCCGUAGCCCCUCUUGUGCUUUUCCACCCGUCCACAUCUAGGCCUGAACGUAUCUUCCUGCUGGUUUUUUCCUGCACUUUCGUCGUGCCCAGUAUAGAGCCAUUUUGGCCGAGACUAUGUCUGUACAGCCUGGUCGAUGCACAUUGAGUUGUGCGCAGGUGGGCCCGGUGGCUGCGCAGGAGGCUGGUGGUGAUUCGGGAGAGGCGCCCGUUGAAUUCCGGACGGAAA